AUUCUUCUUCACUGGAAAACGAAACUUAGUUUCAUAGCUGCUAGCAGAUUCAUACAGAAGGCAGAGGACUAACAGAGCAGAUGGCUUCUCCCAUUUACAGUCCGGCUGUCCCCUUCCAGAGUGCUAUUCUUGGGGGAAUUACUGAAGGAAAAAGGGUAACUAUCCAAGGACAAGCCCACAGCCAUGCCAAGAGGUUUGCAAUAAACUUCGUCUGCUACAACAAUGACAUCGCGUUUCACUUUAACCCUCGAUUUGAUGAGGGAAAUGUUGUUGUGUGUAACACUAUGCAGUGCAAGAGCUGGGGAUCGGAGGAGCGGAAGAGCCACAUGCCUUUCCAGAGGAACACUUACUUUGAUAUAGCCAUUACUGUGCAUGGGCAUGCCUUUCAGGUCAUGGUGAAUGGGCAACACCUCCUAGAAUACCGCCACCGUGUCUCCUAUCAAACCAUCCAGGCCCUUCAAGUUAGUGGUGAUGUCAGUCUCAACUGUGUCACCUUCUAUCCAUCCCAGACUGAAAUGUUACCGGCACCACCUCCGUAUACCCCAGGUUAUGUUCAGAAUGCAUUUGCCUCCUCAGCGUAUGCAGCACCCAUGGUUCAGAGUGCAUUUGCCCCUCCAGCGUAUGCAGCACCCAUGGUACCAAGCAUGGUGAUGCCACCUGUGUGUGGAAUGCCAAUGCCUCAGAAAGGACCUAUGACUGUGCAUAACCCGAUGAUGCCUUUCCAAGCCGCUCUACAGACAAAUUUCACCAAAAACCGAAAGAUCAUCCUUACUGGAGCCGUGUCUUGUGGAGCAGAUAGGUUCCAUAUCAACCUUCUCAAUAGCAGAACAAGGAACAUCCACCUCCAUAUAAACCCCCGAUUCAGAGAAGGAGCAUUGGUAAGGAAUACCCAGGACAGGGGCACUUGGGGCCCAGAGGAACGACAAAUGUCAUACAUGCCGUUUUGCCCAGGACAAGGCUUUCAGAUGGAAAUCAGGAACGAGGGAGGAGCUUUUGGCGCCUAUUGCAAUGGAUCAAAGCUUUUCAACUACGUCCAUCGUCUACCUGCCAAUCAGAUUGACAUGAUUGAAGUUGGUGGAGAUGUCACCCUAACCUUUGUUCAGUACUGACCUAAGGGAUAACAUCAGGAGCCAAUUCUAUUAUUUACUCCAAAUUAAUACAAAUUUCAGAAGAGUGCUUCUACAUUGUCACAUUUAAAACCCCAAUUUGCUUUUUUGGUCCGUUCCACUGGAAUUUAUCCUGGCGUCUCCAGGCUUACCCUGCAUCCCAUUGUGUGCACCCACUGCCCACACACUGUGGCCAUUUUGUGGGCUGAACCAAUAUUGGUACUAUUGACCCAGCCAGCACAGUGGCUUCUCCACCACGUACAGACAAUGGGCAUCAGAAUUCUAGAACUAACUGUAGUGAUUUUCCAGGACCUGUAUAUUGUAUUGAUAAAUGCCUGUAAGUCAGUAGUUCUCAAAGUUUUUGAAAUCAUGGCACCCUAGAGGAUCAGAUUAUUCUUUCACAGCACCCCCAGCCAAAAGUAACUUAUUAAGAAAUAUUAUAUUAAUUACAUUUUUUUAUAUACCAUCCUUAGGUUCAGUUGUGUGGUGAGGGACAAGAUUUGUUUUUGUUUGUCCACAUAUUUUAGGAUUAGCAGUCACCAGCACUGGUUUUGCCUAUUACAUUGACCAUAAAUAAUUUGAAUUGAUCCUGGUCCGCCAAUCCAGGGCACCCCUGCAAGUGUCCCGAGGAACCUCAGUUUGAGAACCACUGCUGUAAGUGAUUGUGAAUUUUUGGCUUUCUAUAUGCCAAUACAAUGUUGCUUUCUUUUUCCUACAGUAUGACACAAAGAAUUACUUACUCUAUUGUUAAAUCAAAUAGUGUAGUGAUUAAAUCACAUUGUUUCAAA
Pseudophryne corroboree (corroboree frog) is the source of this 1894-nucleotide messenger RNA. Its product is annotated as galectin-4-like. The transcript has 12 exons. Lineage: Eukaryota; Metazoa; Chordata; Amphibia; Anura; Myobatrachidae. Gene Ontology annotation, molecular function: carbohydrate binding; IgE binding; laminin binding. Gene Ontology annotation, cellular component: cytoplasm; immunological synapse; nucleus. The coding region runs from base 81 to 1109 and encodes 342 amino acids. The record is from RefSeq and is a predicted model, not a curated record. Gene Ontology annotation, biological process: eosinophil chemotaxis; macrophage chemotaxis; positive chemotaxis.